UGGAUGAAUAACAUGCACCAUGGCCCUGCUCUCUGUUUCCAGCUGAGUAGGGAGAUGCCAUGAGCCUUCCUGAGCUGGACAAGGAAGCCCAUCUGAUAUUUCUUCUCUGAUUUUCCUCUGAGAACAGUAUGGGAGAGGGGAGGGACUUCUCACAAAUUAUUGUCACUGCUGCAGCUGCUGCUGCUGUUACCAACCUCUCCCUUGGGGUUGAGCCAAUGGGACAUCUGGGACAUUUUCCAUGAACCUUGGCAGAGGUGAGAUGGGAGGGGUGAGGAGUCUUAGGAGAGAGGAGGCAGGAGGAGCUGGAGCCAGCAGUGAAGGCCUCCGAAGUGCAGUGGGAGGAGGCGACACUCCAUUUCAUGAUGGCCUCCCUUGAUGCAGUAAACGCAGAAUUUUGCUUCAAUCUAUUCCGAGAGAUGGAUAACAACCAAGGAAGUGGAAAUGUCUUCUUUUCCUCUCUGAGCAUCUUCACUGCCCUGGCCGUGGUCCGCUUGGGUGCACGAGGUGACGGUGCUGCUCAGAUGGAUAAGGUACUUCACACCAAUACCAUGUCAGGACAUGGAAACUCUCCUAAUACUCAGCCAGGACUCCAAUUUCAACUGAAAAGAAUUCUCUCUGAUAUAAACACAUUUCACAAGGAAUAUGAACUCAGCAUUGCCAGUGGUCUUUUUGCAGAAAAAAUGUUUGACUUUCAUGAGGAAUAUAUUAGGUGUGCUGAAAAAUUAUACAAUGCCAAAGUGGAACGAGUUGACUUUACAAAUGCUGUAGAAGAUGCCAGAUAUAAAAUUAAUAGCUGGAUUAGAAAUGAGACACAUGGCAAGAUCAAGAACAUCAUUAGUGAAGGUAGCAUCAGUUCAUCGGCGGUCAUGGUGCUGGUGAAUGCUGUGUACUUCAAAGGCAAGUGGGAGUCGGCCUUUAUCAAGAGUGACACCAUGCGCUGCCAUUUCAAAUCUCCCCAGUGUCCUGGGAAAGCAGUUGCCAUGAUGUAUCAAGAACGGAUGUUCAAUCUGUCUGUCAUUCAGGACCCACCUAUGCAAGUUCUUGAACUCAGAUAUCAGGGUGGCAUAAGCAUGUACAUCAUGCUGCCUCAGAGUGAAAGCCUCUCUGAAAUUGAAAACCAACUGACCUUCAAAAAUCUAAUGAAAUGGACCAGCCCAAGAAAAAUGAGCCGUCAGUACGUCAAGGUGUUUAUUCCUCAGUUCAAGAUAGAGAAGAAAUAUGAAAUUAAACGUUAUUUACAAGCCCUUGGGCUGAGAGAUAUCUUCGAUGAAACCAGAGCUGAUUUCUCUGGCAUAGCUUCAGGAGGUCGUUUAUCUUUGUCAAAACUGAUGCACGACUCGUACAUAGAAGUUAAUGAGGACGGCACAGAGGCGGCUGCUGUCUCAGAAAACACCAUUGUAGAAAAGCUACUCCCCGAGUCUACCGUGUUCAGGGCUGAUCACCCAUUCUUAUUUGUCAUCAGGAAGAAUGACAUCGUCUUGUUUAGUGGCAAAGUCUCUUGCCCUUGACAAUCCAAUUGGUUUCUAUUAUGAUAGUCCCAUCGAUAUCAAGGAACCACCACAUGCGAAUAGAUAAAAUUUAAUAGGAAGCAUAUGGAGCUCCCUUUAGUUUGCUUUCUCUCACAUUGGUCAGCAGAUGACUUUGGUGACUUGACCCAUCUUGCUCUUAGCAUUUCUACCUCCGUCUUCCCCACCCAUUUAUAAUUUCAUUGUCUUUCUACCCACACUCAUUUCUACCAGUCUACUCCAUAGCCACUUGCAAACAGUUCUGGGCAUGGCAUCUGGGAAUUGUGGACAUGUACUCCACUGGAAAUGACAAUGUAGAAGCCACCCUAGAGAUCUUUUCUGAAACUCUAGUGUCCCCGAUAGUCUAGUUUUAUUGUACAUGGUCUAGAAAAUAAGCCCACCCUAAGAAGACAUUAGAAUUGACUUGAACAUUGAUGUGAAAUCAGUCUCUAAUCUAAAAGCAAAAAAACAAACAAAACAAUAUGGAUUUGGGAUUGGGGGCCAACCAAAUUAUUUCACAGAUAACUUCAAGAGAAUGAAUGUCUUUUGGCUUUUCCUUGAUAGACACUUAAUAUGUACAUAGUUUUUUCAAAUAUUAAAUACCUUUUAACUGUUGCCAGUUGUUAUAUACAGUGUAUUAUUUCAUAUGCUGUAUAGUUUACAUGUGUUUUCUCUAUUUAUCAGAAUAAAGAAAAACAACAUAA
Messenger RNA from Myotis davidii, 2209 nucleotides. RefSeq names its product serpin peptidase inhibitor, clade B (ovalbumin), member 7 (gene SERPINB7). The record is from RefSeq and is a predicted model, not a curated record. The transcript is spliced from 8 exons. Lineage: Eukaryota; Metazoa; Chordata; Mammalia; Chiroptera; Vespertilionidae. Gene Ontology annotation, biological process: negative regulation of endopeptidase activity. The coding region runs from base 360 to 1508 and encodes 382 amino acids. Gene Ontology annotation, molecular function: serine-type endopeptidase inhibitor activity.